ACACUGAACACUAGUCCGCCUUUAGCUUAGUAGUGGUGUAGUUCAUCUAUAGCCUAACGUUAGCUUUUUACUUGUGCUGAUUGCAUUUACACUUCAACAAUCAUAGAAGUGGUGUUCAUUUGUGAGGAUUAUCUUGCUUAACAAAAUAAUCCGAUUGGCUUUUUGUCGAGGACACCAGGGCGAUGCUAACUUCUGGGUUGGCCUACAAUUAUACAUCAUCUCUGGAGCACUCUAUUCGGAUGUGUGUCUGUGUCUCGACACACCACUGCAGCUUUUGUUUGUGUUUGAAGCCCUAGGAAUAUCUACUGAGAUUACGUCACAGUACAAAGGGCAUUACUGCAUCCCAUAUAUAAGACUAUUUCACACAAAGACAACACAGAAGAUAGCAGUAGUAGCAAGAAGAGAAAUCUGGGAUUAUGAAUGAUUAUGAUGAAACCACAGCCUUCCUGGGUCAUUGGGGACAUUUCCAAAAGGUUGUCUUCUUCCUGCUCUGUGUCAACACUAUCCCCAAUGGAACUGGAACUUUAUCCAUUGUCUUCGUGGCUGACAUUCCCAGUCAUCACUGUACGGUUCCUGAAGUGAACCUGACCCAAGACUGGCUCAAUGCCAUCAUCCCAUGUUUGGUGGUGAAUGGGGAACAGGAGCUGAGCAGAUGCAGCAGGUACAGGCUGGAUGUGGUCAGAAAUCUCUCUGCACAGGGAUUGAUACCUGGCAGAGACGUCAACUUCACUGACCUGGAGCAGGAGGGCUGUGUGGACGGAUGGAUCUACAGCAAAGACAUCUACCAGUCUACCAUAGUCUCUCAGUUUGAUCUAGUGUGCAGUGAUCACUGGAAGCAGCCGUUUACCACCACCAUUUACUUUCUUGGAGUUCUUGUUGGAUCUUUCUUCUCAGGACAGCUCUCAGACAGAUAUGGAAGGAAGCCUGUAUUCUUCGCAGCCAUGGCAAUUCAGACGAUUUUUACCUUUGCUCAAAUCUUCUCCGCUUCAUGGCCGGUGUUCUCCAUCCUCCUCUUCUUCGGUGGUUUGGGACAGAUCGCCAACUACAUAGCUGCUUUUGUGCUGGGAAUGGAGAUCUUAACUGGCAAUGUACGGAUCCUGUUCUCAUCACUGGGUGUGUGUCUGUUUUUUGCUUUUGGCUACAUGAUGCUGCCACUCUUUGCUUACUUUUUAAGGGACUGGAAAUCUCUCCUGCUGGCUAUCUCAUUGCCUGGCCUGCUUUACAUCCCCCUCUGGUGGUUCAUCCCAGAGUCUCCUCGGUGGUUGGUCUCUCAGGGACGACUGAAGGAGGCUGAGGCCAUCGUGAGAAAUGCAGCUAAGCAGAACAAAGUUGAGGCUCCACAGAUCAUCUUUAGAAAGAUGCUGUCUAAAGAACAGGAAAACUACACUGUCUUUGAUCUGAUAAGAACCAGUGACAUCAGAGCCACAACACUCAUUCUUUGCCUGGUGUGGAUCACUCUGAGUAUAGGCUAUUUUGGCCUGUCCCUGAACUCAUCGCAACUGACUGCUGACCCCUAUAUCAGCUGUUUCAUCUCCGCAGCUGUAGAGGUGCCAUCGUUCAUUAUCAGCUGGCUGGUUCUAAAACGCUUUCCACGACGGCUGUCUACCAGUUUUACAUUGCUCCUGGGAGGAGUGUCCCUGUACUUCAUUCAGCUGGUGCCUCUAACUUUACCAGAGAUGUCUGUUGCACUGGCGAUGCUGGGUAAAAGCAGCUUUGCCACCAGUUUUGCCCUGAUGUAUGUCUACACGUCAGAGCUUUAUCCAACAAUGCUCAGGAACACAGCAGCAGGGACAUGCUCCACAUUUUCCAGAUUGGGCACGUGCCUUGCACCUUUUUUGUUACAGCUCAGUGUAUACUUCAAGUACCUGCCUUAUAUUAUACUGGGGACUCUGGCUGUUGUGUCUGCCUUUACCACUCUCAUGCUACCAGAGAGUUUUGGACGGCCUCUACCUGAAACUUUACAACAGAUGCUCAAGAGAGAAAGGAUUAAGUGUCCCUGCAUCACUCGAAAAGAAACACCAGAACCUGAUGUGCUUUUGGAAAGUCAACUGUGAUCCAUUAAUGCAUUAUUUAAAUAGACAAAUUGUAAUUGUGUAUAAUUAUUACUGUUAAUAUUUUUCCU
This is a messenger RNA of Sebastes umbrosus (honeycomb rockfish), 2122 nucleotides long. Its product is annotated as solute carrier family 22 member 5-like. The coding region runs from base 417 to 2054 and encodes 545 amino acids. Lineage: Eukaryota; Metazoa; Chordata; Actinopteri; Perciformes; Sebastidae. Gene Ontology annotation, biological process: transmembrane transport. Gene Ontology annotation, molecular function: transmembrane transporter activity. Gene Ontology annotation, cellular component: membrane. The record is from RefSeq and is a predicted model, not a curated record. The transcript is spliced from 11 exons.